Molecule: messenger RNA, 544 nt
Organism: Carassius carassius (crucian carp)
Lineage: Eukaryota; Metazoa; Chordata; Actinopteri; Cypriniformes; Cyprinidae
Product: protein S100-A1-like
Exons: 3
Coding region: 178-489 (103 amino acids)
Cellular component (GO): cytoplasm
Molecular function (GO): calcium ion binding
Source: RefSeq, a predicted model, not a curated record
AAUACAAACAGUUUACGUUACAGUCCUUACCCACGGACUCACCCAACUUCAUACUCGUCAUUCGGGCGGAGCCCCAGUAUAAAUGCAUGCUCUGCUUCUUGAACAACUCUUGCACGAGACGUAAGAUACAUUCUUUCAUCUUCAGGUGACGCUCUGCCUUUUGUCAGCACAGUCAUAAUGCCGUCUGAUCUGGAGAGAGCGAUGGAGACAAUGAUCACAGUGUUUCACCGUUAUGCGGGCAAUGAAGGAAAUUCAUCAACAUUAAGUCGCAAAGAGCUCAAACUGCUGAUGGAGACAGAGUUGGCCAGCUUUAUGAAGUCUCAGAGGGACCCUGCUGCCGUAGACAAGAUUAUGAGGGAUUUGGAUGCUAAUGGUGAUGGAGAGGUGAAUUUUGAAGAGUUUGUGUCUCUUGUGGCGGGCCUGUCCGUGGCCUGUGAACAAAUCUACUUGCUGCACAAGCAGAAGACAGGGGGUGUCAAAAAGCAAUAAAAAAUGACUGUUAUGAAAUUUUGUUAAUAAGUUUUAAUAAACCAUUUCAGCCACA